AUGUCUGUUGUUGAGAAUCUUUCUCUUGAACAACCGAGAGCCAAAAGACAAAGAAUCGAACCCGUGAUCAACAAGUCUUCUUCUUGUUCUAGUAGAUGUCGCCACUGGUUCGUUCGUUACGGAAUCUGCACCACCUGCAAAUCAACGGUUGACAAAAGCCAAGGCAGAGCAUUCGAUUAUCUUUCCCAUGGUUUACAGCUAAGCCACGAGGCUGUAGCCGUUACUAAACACCUUACCACACUAGUCUCUUGUUCCAACGAGAAGAAACUCCACUUAGUCCUUGACUUGGACCACACGCUUCUCCACACCACUCGCGCUCCACUUCUCACCGAAGCAGAGAAGUAUCUAAUCCAAGAAGCGGCUUCAAAUACAAGGCAAGAUCUAUUCAUCUGGAAAGUUCCAGAUGAUCUCAUGGUGUUCUUGACAAAGCUAAGGCCUUUUCUUCGUGAGUUCUUGGAAGAAGCAAACAAGAUGUUCACAAUCUAUGCUUACACAAUGGGUAAUCGAGAUUACGCUAAAUUCGUCUUGGACUUUAUUGAUCCGAAGCGAGUCUAUUUCGGGGAAAGAGUGAUAACUAGAGACGAGAGUCCUUACAUGAAGACGCUUGACUUGGUUUUGGCUCAUGAACGUGGAGUGGUGAUAGUAGAUGAUACACGUGAUGUGUGGCCUGAUCACAAGCGUAACUUGAUUGAAAUUAGCAGAUACAAGUAUUUUAGAAUGAACAAUAGCAAACACUCAAAGCCAUACUCUGAGGAGAAGACAGAUGAAAGUGAAAACGGUGGUGGAUUGGCUAAUGUUUUGAAGUUGCUUAAAGAAGUUCACUGUGCAUUCUUUAGAGUCAUCAAUGAAAAGGAGUUGGAAGCAAAAGACGUGAGGUUGCUGCUACAAGAGAUGGAAUUCACUAGUGUCGACAAAGAAUCUUUGAUUCGGUAG
Molecule: messenger RNA, 933 nt
Organism: Eruca vesicaria subsp. sativa (arugula)
Lineage: Eukaryota; Viridiplantae; Streptophyta; Magnoliopsida; Brassicales; Brassicaceae
Source: the annotation of a GenBank genome assembly